Entelurus aequoreus (snake pipefish) is the source of this 1828-nucleotide messenger RNA. RefSeq lists its product as uncharacterized. Bases 564 to 1328 code for a protein of 254 amino acids. The record is from RefSeq and is a predicted model, not a curated record. Lineage: Eukaryota; Metazoa; Chordata; Actinopteri; Syngnathiformes; Syngnathidae. The transcript has 13 exons.
AGAAUCGAUAGAAUCCAAAUCUCCUGAAAAUGGUGGUGUCACUGAAUGAUAUUCGUCUUUAUCUUUCCCAGGGGACUUAUGUCAAACACCAGCAGGCUUCGAAGCGGAGUGUUAGGGCCGCUGCUGGGAACUUCUGUCUUCGUGAAGAGGUCCUGUACCAUGGGAACAGAAGGGUCCUUUGGACAGAGGAGGAGAAAGUGGCUGUGUUAACCGAAGCCCAUGCAGGCUAUUUUGGACCACGGAGGAUGCAAGCGAAGAUUGCUCCCCGGUUUUAUUGGCGGUCCAUCACACAGGACACAUUGGAUUGGGUGCGCGCAUGUCCUGACUGCCAGCACUUUGAAAAGUUAAAGACCGAGGCGCCUGAGCUGAAGCCCGUCAAGGUCGUAUCACCUUGGUACAUGGUUGGUGUGGACCUCUUUGGACCUGUGAAAAAGUCGUCUAAGGGGAACAGAUAUUGUCUCACUUUGACCGAUUAUUUCACCAAGUAGGAUGAAGCAAGAACAUUCCCAAAAAAGACAGCAGCCAAAGUGAAGAGGAGGCCUUUAGGGACAUUUUCUUUACUCAUGGUUUGCCUGAAGUUAUCCUCACUGACCAGGGCACUGAAUUCAAGAAAGAGAGUUAUGGAGGUUAUUCCAAACAAUAUGGUUAGGCUGGAGACCCUGGAUGGAAAGCCCAAGCAUAUGAUGACCCCGUAUGCAUCACUGAAACCUCUGCGCCCGAGGACUCACCCUGGCUGGCCAAAGGAUUCCCCUUCAGCCCCUGUGCUUCCAGGAGAUGCUGAAAUGCUGACUUCAUCAUCGGAGGAGGAAACUGAGUGUCAUUGUUUCACGGACCAUACAUAUGCUGGCCCCGCAUCACCCUGGAAAAAGGAGCUGCACCCCGACCAGAAACAACUGCUCGAGUAUGUUUUGGCCUGCGAUCGUCCAGCUAUGGAACUGAUCGUUAAAGAGGGAGGGGUGUGUUUAACCCGAGAAGAGUUUUGGUCUCUCGGGUUGUCCAGAGACAUGGACUCCACGGAUGGGAAAUGCUUGCCUCCAGCUGGUUCAGGAAGCUGCUCAGAGACAUGGCAAAGAUGUCUUCAUUGCCAACAUGUAUAUUGUACCAACGUGGAAGCACAAAGACGUCGAUCCAAUGUCAAGCCUUCCAAGGGAUGCACAUCUAAAGGAUGCACUCCUCUUCCCAGCGUGGAGCAAGCACAACAUUACCUUCUCUGUCUGGAGCUGCAGGCACCUCUGCUAACCCCUCUGCUGGCAGCAUGCUCAGACACGCCUCUGCUCGUGCUGAGCACAACACGCCCACACAGCAACAAGCCUGCAAGCAAUCAAUGAUCAGCGCACCUGGACUUGACGAGGGGGAGCGGCAUAAAGACCAGCGGACCUGAGGAACCUUUGCCAGAACGUCGCUCCGUGAUCGUGCCUUGUCACUCCAUACCCAUCCGGAUUCCUGACUGCUCUCCCUGAUCCACGGCCUCCCUGCUCGGAACCAGACCACUAGUGAUGGGUUGAUGAGGCCUCAUUAAGCGUUUCGACACAUUGCAAAACUGUAUUGUAGUGAUGGGUUGAUGAGGCCUCAUGAAGCGUUUCGACACAUUGCAAAACUGUAUUGAUACUGUGUCGAUACUGUGUCACUAAAUACUGACAUCUGCUGGACAUUAAAAAUCCCUACAGGCAACCUAUGGACCGACUCAACUGACACUGAUUUUAUGACCUAGUAUAUACAAUAAUAUAAACCAAGUCAUUGUAUUUCAUUUAGGAUUAUUUCAUAUCUUCAUUUAAAUAAAAAUAUAUUUUUAUCUUUUUUAGAUACAGUCAAAUAAUGUGAACAUGUA